GUGGUAUUUUUUGGAAAAAAUUCGAGAGAAAUCCAUGAAAAAUCAAACAUAUGAAAAUUACUUGCUCACUCAUAUGGUAACAUAUCAGUGGUUCCUCUGGGACAGAGCGUCUUCCCUUUCCAACCUCAGUGCUGCUCCCAGCUGUUAUUGAGAGAGUAUGUGUCAUCGCGUCAUCCGUCUUUCAUCAGCAUUUUGUUGCUUUUGCAAAAUGCAAAAGAGGAAGAGAUUCGUGGAGCAGCGAAGGUAAAGGCUAGAGAAGGCUCAAGAAGAAAAAAAAAAGAAGAGAGACAACACCACCCUCUAUAGAAGAAGAUGUGGUUGUAGCGGGGUCGAGUUCGCAGGCGUCACCGCAUGCCAACCCCCGCCCAGUUGCCUGGAUUCACUUCUUGGAGUAGAACACACCACAUUGAUGAGCAAAUACUUGAAGAAUCAAGAUGCCAAGAUGAAUGUGAAACCAAGAUUGAGGAUGAGAAACAAGAAACUCCAGGAAGAUCUCGCGUACGCUGCAGAUACGAGCUGAAACUGUGGCAUAAUCAUAUCAAUAUUAAGAUUUACUUACAAUAAAAUUUUUAUGUUGAUACAACUAUCCACUUCCCUGUGCCUUAAAGGCAGUUCAGUAUUUCCUCACACUCAUCCAUAUACAGGAUAGACAGCCCAACUUUGCAUUGCACCAGGUAUGACUAAUGAAGAACAACAGCAAAGUUACCAGAUGUAGUGACAGGAGUGACAGAAAGCACAAUGGGGCACACAAGUUUAUCUGAGAAAGUGCAACAUAAGCCUGUAGAGAUAAAAACAAGUUAUAGAAAACGGAACACAUUAGCGGAAACAGAAACAGAAACUAAAGAAAUUAUUACCGGUUACACUACUGCUACAACAACAGCAACAACAACAACUACUACUACUACUACUACUACUACUACUACUACUACUACUACUACUACUACUACUACUACUGUUGCUGUUGCUGCUGCUUCUGCUGGCCGCCUGACUGAAGGCCUGCCAGCGUUAUCUAUAGCAUGAUAGCUGUUAUCAGGCUGUGGGAGGACGCCCUUAUCAGCUGUCCUGCAACCUUCAGUAGAAGUGAGUGAAGAGGUUACUCGGAAAAUGUGGUCAUAGCCUUGGCUUCACUGUAAAUAAACAAAAGGAUAACACGACACUUGCAGGAGGAAGAAGAGGAGGAAGUGGAAAACGAGGUGGUUGUGGUGUUGGUGGUGGUUGACCUCCGUGAUGCUGAGCGGCGACUGGCCAGCGCCUUCCGCCACCACUCAGCGACUGUGCCUUGGCUGGUCUUGGCCAGGGUCUUUAAGGGAGGGCAAUUCAGGAGAUGACAUAGCAGUCUUUAACAGGCUGAACGAUUUACUACUCUCAGCCCUCCCCUCAGUCACGGCCUGUCAGGCCUCAUGUAGACCUAGAUAUCUGCUGACGAGGCGAGAGUGAGGCGAGAGUCGUCACUGAGGUAAGAGCGAGCGACACGUCCAGAGUGCUGCAGGAAGCGUUCAUCAUCGUGGCUGUCGUUCAAAAAGUCUUCUAGGGACUCAUUGCUCAUAUUUACUGUUUUAACCCUGGAAACAAGACAAAAUAAAACACGUAAGGUGAAAGAAGAAUGAAACAAGAAUGAAGAAAUGAAGAAGGAAAUAAAAAGUAGGAAGAAUAAAUGAGGGAAGAAGAUGAUAAACACGACAACAGGUAGCAAGAAGAGACGAGACGUGGCCACCGAGGAGAACAACAAAAUCCGGAGCAAGGAGGCGGAGUGUGACGCGCCUUGUGGCACCAACACAGAGGCAGGCAACCUGAAGCAAGGGCAGCAACACAGAGGCAGGCAGCCUGAAGGAAGGCCAGCAACACAGAGGCAGGCAACCUGAAGGAAGGCCAGCAACACAGAGGCAGGCAGCCUGAAGGAAGGCCAGCAACACAGAGGCAGGCAGCCUGAAGGAAGGCCAGCAACACAGAGGCAGGCAGCCUGAAGCAAGGCCAGCAACACAGAGGCAGGCAGCCUGAAGGAAGGCCAGCAACACAGAGGCAGGCAGCCUGAAGGAAGGCCAGCAACACAGAGGCAGGCAGCCUGAAGGAAGGCCAGCAACACAGAGGCAGGCAGCCUGAAGGAAGGCCAGCAACACAGAGGCAGGCAGCCUGAAGCAAGGCCAGCAACACAGAGGCAGGCAGCCUGAAGGAAGGCCAGCAACACAGAGGCAGGCAGCCUGAAGGAAGGCCAGCAACACAGAGGCAGGCAGCCUGAAGCAAGGCCAGCAACACAGAGGCAGGCAGCCUGAAGGAAGGCCAGCAACACAGAGGCAGGCAGCCUGAAGGAAGGCCAGCAACACAGAGGCAGGCAGCCUGAAGCAAGGCCAGCAACACAGAGGCAGGCAGCUUGAGCCAUGGAUGACAACGUGGAGGACUGUCCAGUGUGCCUCAACACCUUUGACGACACCCUCAGGCGGCCACGCACUCUGCCCUGUGGCCAUACAGUGUGCUCGCCGUGCAUUGACGGACUGAAGCAGCAGGGUGCCGUCACGUGCCCCACCUGCCGGGCGAGUCACGCCGUGCCCGAGGCGGGCCAGUUCCCCAUCGCCUAUGCUGUUGAGGGACUUGUGAGGAGGCUGAGGGGUGCAGGACUGGCCUCUCUGCCAGCCGAGCCAGGGAAGCAGACAGCCCCACCAGUGACACGGCCUGCACCAAAGGCGACAACGGGACUCAGCAGGAAGGCACAGUUCCUGCUGCAGGAGCAAGAGGCGAAGGUCCUGGCUGCCAUCCGCUCCUGCCAGGAGGAGCAGAGCCAGCUGGCCGAGUACCUGACAACCCUCGGUGGCUGGAGCAGUCGCCAGCAGCGGCUGCAAGACGAGCUGCAGACGCUGGUGGACCAGAGCAAGAGUGCCCGGGAAGCGGUGCACCGCGAGGAGUCCCGGGUGGAGGGCAGGCAGGAGGAGGUGCGGCAGAAGGAGCAGCAGCUGCACGCCGCGCUGCAGUCGCUGCGCACGGCCGCAACACGGCAGGAAGCUUACGAGGUCAUUGAGGACACAGAACUUCUGGUGGAGAAGGACAGUCAGACAGAGGGGUGUCUGGGAGUGUUUCCCGACGUCCACGCCGUCACCACCGUCACCAAGGUGGCAAAGGCAUCGCGCGCAGCCCUGCAGGCCGCCACCGCUGCCGCCGCUGCCACACAGGCAGCCCUGGAGGCAGCGGGCACUGCUGCUGCAGCCUCGGGGGACUCCAGCCUCCCAGCAGCCUGGACCGAGGCCUCCAUCGCGGAUAGGCUGCAGGCCCUGCUGGCGCCGACCCUGACGGCCGAGGACCUGCACAGCCUAACACAGCGUGCCAGGGGCCUGGUGGAGGCUGGCCUUGUCUUCGCCGUCCACGACGUGAAGGGACAGACUCGGCACGCAAGGAUCAGCCUUGAAGACGGCAGCCUUUACCUCCACUCCCUGCAGACCCAGGCCCUGCCGAACUUCACCGCCACCCUGCAGAUGGGGGAGGUGGUGCCGGCCGCCCCCCCCUGCGAGGUGUUCCUGGACCUGGCGUGGCCCGGCAGCGUGGCGCGGCGGGUGGUGGUGAGUCUACCCCAGGACACCCCCAGGAGCCGGCAGUUCAUGCUGCUGUGCUCGGGCCAGCGGGGCGCCUGCUACGCCAACACCAGGCUGUUUGAGGUGAUAGAUGAGGGACAGCCGGAGGAGAGUGUGGUGGGAGGAGACUACCAGAAAGAUAAUGGGAGGGAAGUAGCCGCCCUGCUGCCUUACCUUUACCAGGUUGAGUACUGGCAGUUAGGCAACGCGGGGGCUGUGUGGUGCUGGCGUGAUGACCAUGCCCGUGGUGCUCAGUUCAACAUCACCACCGGGAACAUGCAGCAUGCUGAUGAUUGGCAUAAUGUCUUUGGCCAGGUGGUGCGGGGCCUGGAGGUGGUGCAGGAGGCAGCCCAGCACCGCCCCAUUACUGAGGUGACUGUGGUGCAGUGUGGCGUGGUGCUGUCACGGUAGUGCUGCACCACACCACACACCACCACACCACACCACUACCAAUAUUAUUUUGUUAUUUUUUUUAAGAGGAAAGAAGCAAACACACACACACACACACACACACACACACACACACACACACACACACACACACACACACACACACACACACACACACACACACACACACACACACACACACACACACACACACACACACA
Molecule: messenger RNA, 4168 nt
Organism: Scylla paramamosain (green mud crab)
Lineage: Eukaryota; Metazoa; Arthropoda; Malacostraca; Decapoda; Portunidae
Exons: 8
Coding region: 2376-3968 (530 amino acids)
Biological process (GO): protein peptidyl-prolyl isomerization; protein ubiquitination
Molecular function (GO): peptidyl-prolyl cis-trans isomerase activity; ubiquitin protein ligase activity
Source: RefSeq, a predicted model, not a curated record